AUGGCUCUUCUCUAUCCAUUCCAUCUUCCGAAUCUGCCACUCAACUGGGCUGAACAUAUGUGGCUUCCGGAGAUUUCUCCAACCAAUGAAUCGUUCAUCACUACUGUUUUCGACCAUAGAGAGACAGCGACGACGAAUGCAGAAUUAUUAAGACAUUUAUCUGACAAUGUCGCUAGAAUUGCACAUGAUGAGCCAGAAUACGAGAUUCAAACUUCGACAAGAAUCCGAGAAUCGUCGUGA
Caenorhabditis bovis is the source of this 240-nucleotide messenger RNA. The record is from the annotation of a GenBank genome assembly. Lineage: Eukaryota; Metazoa; Nematoda; Chromadorea; Rhabditida; Rhabditidae.